Messenger RNA from Schistosoma rodhaini, 3763 nucleotides. Lineage: Eukaryota; Metazoa; Platyhelminthes; Trematoda; Strigeidida; Schistosomatidae. The record is from the annotation of a GenBank genome assembly.
UACGUUGUAGCUAACUGACUGACUGAUGUGAAUAACUCCAUUCAGAUUCCUAAGUAUGUUUCUGGAUGUAUUGAAGCAUUGUUUUCAUCGACUUUCUCUUACCGUUAGUUCAACUAUAUAGUGGAUAGAGCACAUUGUUAACGUGAUUGGUAAGACGAUGAUGAAUUUUAAAACCGUUGGUUAUUCGUCAUUGCUAUGAGAAGUGUAAACUGCUAGGUUAGCUGACGACACUUGGAAUUUCACGAUCAGGAUUAAAUAAAUAUGAUACUAAUAUGUCUGCUAAUCCAACGCUUGAUAAUGACCUCCUGUUGGUUUCCAAGAUCCCCGGAAUCCUACAUUUGGGCUCCGAACGGUGGGAAAAGGUCUGUAGUAAGAAUAAAAUUUUAUUUUAACUUUGGUUAAUGUCCAGAAAAGAGCAGUAUUUAUAAGUUUACUGAUAACCAACCUCUGUAAACGUUUUGAAACACGCUAAAUCGAGCAACAGAAUAGGUAAUCGUCUAAUUAGAGUGUAACGCACAUUCCUUUGGUUUUCUAGAUGUUGUUCAGAGGGUUCCCAAUGGAUACAGUUUGGGCUACUGCGGAAUUCUCGAGAGGUCCUAACAGAUAUAUUACUACUCAGUGACCAAUCAGAUUUUAAUAUCUUAGUGACUUGAGUAGAUCAAUGGUAGAAUCUCUGACCGUGUUACGUAUAUUAUUACUUCGAAUCCCAUGACAAUUAUCAGUUCUGAUAAGAUUUCGAAUAUGUCUUACUAGUGUUAUGAAACCUUAAUCAAUCAGGUCUUUUUGUUAAUCUCUUCAAAGCAAUUUAGAUUCAAAAGAUCAAAUUUGAUCACCGCCGGAUUCCAUCAACUAUAAUUAAACUUCUUAGUGCUACUUAAGUUUUAAUGAUUUUUGACGUUUAGUUAAAACUAUACACAUAUCUUCAGAAAACUAGCUUGAUAAUUCGUAGUCUUAUACUUAAUAAUGAAAUAUUGAAUUCUAGAUGGACUUCUCAAAGUUAUAGUAUGAAAUCGUGAUCUGUUGAGACAGUCUCACAUAGAUUCAGGUAAUAACUCACUGAUGACAUUACAUAAGGAUCAAAUUUUAUUGACUGAAGUUAAAAUUGUGGACCACUGUAUUCCUAUUCACCGGUAUAAACGUGUUCAGUUUUUUAUAAAUCUUGAAAGCACUGUAUUCGAUCUUGAGUAAGAUCAUAACUGCAUACUAUUGGGAAGUGCCAAAGUAACGCGAAAAAAUACUGUCCAGUGAGAAUCAUCUUCCGACUAGUUAAGUGUUUUACAGCUAUCUCCUCGUCUUAUAUUCCCGCUUAUUUUUUUAUUAUCAUAUCAGUUAACAAAGAUUGUUUCCAUUAUAUUCCAUUUCUUAUCUAGAUAUCAAUGAAUUCAAAUCUAUGCGUGUUAACACAAAAAAUUGGACGUCUUCUACUUAUUGGUUUAAAUAGACCAGAGAAAGGUAAUUUAAUCAAUCAAACAACUGCUUCAAUGUUAAAUGAUAUAUUCUAUAAUCAAUUUGAUAAAGAUGAUAAUAUUAUUGGAGGUGUAUUAUAUGGUGAAGGAAAAGAUUUUUGUUUGGGUUUGGAUAUAGAAGAAUUAACAAAUUAUAUAAAAGAAAAUCCAACAUGUGAUAAUACAUCAUUGAAUAGAUUGUAUUCAUGUUUAUCUACAGAUUCUACUAAAUUGACAUUUUCAAAGCCACUUAUUGCAGCAAUUACUGGAAAGGCUAUCGGUGCUGGUUUAGAACUUGCAUUAGCAUGUGAUCUACGUAUUGCUGAAAUUGAUUCCAUAUUGAGUUUACAUAAGCGGAAACAUUGUAUACCAAUGAUGAAUAUGGGUACAGUACGUUUACCACGAUUGAUAGGUUUAUCUCGUGCUCUUGAUAUGAUACUAACAGGACGUGAAUUGCAUGCUAACGAAGCUUUGGAAUUUGGAUUAGUUAAUCGUGUUACUCCAACUGGAACUGCUAUUGGUGUUUCAGUGAAAAUGAUUGAUGCUAUAUAUCGACUACCUGGAUUAUCCGCUUUAUACGCUGAUAGAUCUAAUGUAAUACGAUCUAGUCAAUGUUCCAUGGAUUCAGAAUUGGCGAGAAUGGAAUAUACUGAAGCUUUAAAUGCAUUUAAAAGUGAAGGAAUUAAAGUAAGUAAUACAAUUAAUUGUCUAUCAUCAUCAUCAUCAUCAUCAUCAUCAUCAUCAUCAUCAUCAUCAUCAUCAUCAUCAUCAUCAUCAUCAUCAUCAUCAUCAUCAUCAUCAUCAUCAUCAUCAUCAUCAUCAUCAUCAUCAUCAUCAUCAUCAUCAUCAUCAUCAUCAUCAUCAUCAUCAUCAUCAUCAUCAUCAUCAUCAUCAUCAUCAUCAUCAUCAUCAUCAUCAUCAUCAUCAUCAUCAUCAUCAUCAUCAUCAUCAUCAUCAUCAUCAUCAUCAUCAUCAUCAUCAUCAUCAUCAUCAUCAUCAUCAUCAUCAUCAUCAUCAUCAUCAUCAUCAUCAUCAUCAUCAUCAUCAUCAUCAUCAUCAUCAUCAUCAUCAUCAUCAUCAUCAUCAUCAUCAUCAUCAUCAUCAUCAUCAUCAUCAUCAUCAUCAUCAUCAUCAUCAUCAUCAUCAUCAUCAUCAUCAUCAUCAUCAUCAUCAUCAUCAUCAUCAUCAUCAUCAUCAUCAUCAUCAUCAUCAUCAUCAUCAUCAUCAUCAUCAUCAUCAUCAUCAUCAUCAUCAUCAUCAUCAUCAUCAUCAUCAUCAUCAUCAUCAUCAUCAUCAUCAUCAUCAUCAUCAUCAUCAUCAUCAUCAUCAUCAUCAUCAUCAUCAUCAUCAUCAUCAUCAUCAUCAUCAUCAUCAUCAUCAUCAUCAUCAUCAUCAUCAUCAUCAUCAUCAUCAUCAUCAUCAUCAUCAUCAUCAUCAUCAUCAUCAUCAUCAUCAUCAUCAUCAUCAUCAUCAUCAUCAUCAUCAUCAUCAUCAUCAUCAUCAUCAUCAUCAUCAUCAUCAUCAUCAUCAUCAUCAUCAUCAUCAUCAUCAUCAUCAUCAUCAUCAUCAUCAUCAUCAUCAUCAUCAUCAUCAUCAUCAUCAUCAUCAUCAUCAUCAUCAUCAUCAUCAUCAUCAUCAUCAUCAUCAUCAUCAUCAUCAUCAUCAUCAUCAUCAUCAUCAUCAUCAUCAUCAUCAUCAUCAUCAUCAUCCCGGGUUCGAUUCUCACGUCUUAUUCUUCACUCAUCAAACUAUCUAAUAAUAGAAAUGAACAAGUUGUCAUUGAUACAAUUGCUUAUAAUCAUUCUUGUUACUUUGACAAUCAAAAUAAACGGUGAUAAUACAGAUACAUACGAUAAACGUGCAAGUUUAGCAUAUUUUAAACGUCGUAGUGAAUUAUCCGAUUCUCCAUCUUCAUUAUCAUCAUCACCAUCAUCAUCAUCAUCUAAACGUGCAAGUUUAUCCUAUUUUAAACGUGGUCAAUAUGAUCAACGAUUUGAUGGAAUACAUCAUAUUAGACAAAUUAUUGAAAUUUGUCCUUGUUUAAAUAAAGAUUAUUUACAUUGGCUUGAAGAUAAUCUACUACUUAAUAAACAUACUACUAUUAAUAAUAAUGAUGAUGAGAAUUUGGAUUCAGAAAAACGUGCAAGUUUAUCUUAUUUUUAAUAGUAAAAAUUUAUCCAUGUUGUACUACAGAUACUACUAACUAUUGUAAAAAAAAGAAGAAUGAGUAGCAACUAAAAGUAUUAACAUAGAACUUUAUUAACAAUAUUGAUCGUUUACAUGAAUAAAUGUAUUGGAAAUAAACAAAAUUGUUCUCA